Phaedon cochleariae (mustard beetle) is the source of this 588-nucleotide messenger RNA. NCBI's taxonomy places the organism in Eukaryota, Metazoa, Arthropoda, Insecta, Coleoptera, Chrysomelidae. The record is from the annotation of a GenBank genome assembly.
GAAACUUUGGAAGCACCUCAGGGACCGCUUCGUCAAAGAAAAGAAAAAAUUUCCCUCGGGUGCUGGUGCACCUAUCAGCAAUUGGGUGCAUUUUGAUGCCAUGCUGUUUUAUAACAAAUUUACAAAGAAAAGAAAGACAUUUACUGCCACUAAAAAAACCCCUAUUAGUAGACCAUCAUCGUCAGCCUCUGUGUGGAGCACAGUUACGAUGGAGAGUGUAACGUCUCCAGAAAGUAGAACGGAAAGCCCCCUGGAAGAGGCAACCAGUCCUGGAAAUUUCACUGAGGAGGAAGAACAACCAGUGGCCGAUCCUAGUGGCAUCAAAAGGAAGCUGCCGACUGGUAGGACGCCCACCACACCUAUUGGAGUACAAGGACGCAAAAAAAAAUUAACAAGGAGGAAAAACUGGACGAAAUUCUGGGAAUGGCUAAGUCAAUCACUAUUGUUUUUGGAAAUAGGCAGGCCGUUCCCAGUAACGCAAACAGCACGUUUGUGCAGUACUUGUAUGAAGAGUUAGAGAGGAUGCCAGCCGAAGAAGCUCUGCAAAAGCGAAAACAAAUAUUAUUGCUAUUAUUCAAUGAUGAAUAA